This is a messenger RNA of Labrus bergylta (ballan wrasse), 5942 nucleotides long. It is a transcript of the gene ntn2, whose product is annotated as netrin 2. Gene Ontology annotation, molecular function: protein binding. The record is from RefSeq and is a predicted model, not a curated record. Gene Ontology annotation, biological process: tissue development; animal organ morphogenesis. Lineage: Eukaryota; Metazoa; Chordata; Actinopteri; Labriformes; Labridae.
UACAACCUUUGGAUGUACUGGACGGUUCUCAGUUGGUGUGAGCUGCGGGCGCGGAUGGGUGCAGGAGUCCAUCUCCUCUUGCUGUUGCCUCACUUUUGUCUCAAAGCGUUUUUCUUUCCCUUAAACAUCUCAACGAGACGAGUGCUAGACACGAGACACUUCUCGGCGUUUUUAAAGGACAAUUUCUGACUAAAGAGAAUCUAAAAGCUGAUUUGUGUGGAUGUCAGGGGUCGUCCUAUCAGAUUCGCAGACGCAACAAUCGCGACUUAACACGGGGAAGGUCCAGUCUGAAGUGAGGGGUCACUGAGCUCAGACACUCUCCCUCUAUUGACCCAAAACUACACUCACAGGGGAUUAUCAAAACACACACAGAAGAAUCUCCACAACCACACAUUCACAUUUCACCCAAAAACUUUUGGGUACGCACACAGUCAUCUGUGCAUAAACACAUACACACCUUCACACGCAGGCCCUCUGAGCAGGAUGGGGGAACCCUGGAGGUGCCUGCUGGGCCUGUGCCUUCUGGCAUGCUCAGCCUCCACCCACAGUGCCAUCAAUCCCUUCGCAGGACAGCAAACCCCUCCAGACCCUUGCUAUGAUGACACAGGUGCAGCCCGCCGCUGUAUUCCCGAGUUUAUAAACGCGGCCUUCGGCAAAGAGGUGAUGGUGUCGAGCGUCUGCGGUCGACCGCCAUCCCGCUCCUGUAGUGCGGUGGAGCGGGGCGAUGAUAGACCGUCUGUACGCACUUGCCAAAUCUGUGAUGCAGCUGACCCACGCCGUGCCCAUCCUGCUUCCUACCUCACUGACCUCAACUCAGCCCACAACCUUACGUGCUGGCAGUCGGAGAAUCUGAACACCUCGCCGUACAACGUGACUUUGACACUUUCACUAGGCAAAAAGUUUGAGAUCACUUACGUCAGCCUACAGUUUUGUUCACCAAGACCUGAGUCUUUGGCCAUUUACAAGAGCAUGGACUACGGCAAGACCUGGAUGCCCUACCAGUUCUACUCCUCACAAUGCCGACGCAUGUACAAUAAGCCCAACAAAGCGACCAUUACCAAGCAGAACGAGCAGGAGGCUCUGUGCACAGAUGGACACACUGACCUCUACCCGCUUUCUGGAGGACUCAUUGCCUUCAGUACUCUGGAUGGACGACCCUCUGGCAAGGACUUUGACAACAGCCCAGUUCUCCAGGACUGGGUGACUGUCACAGAUAUCCGUGUGGUCUUCAGCCGGCCCCAGCUACCCCGGGAGCUGGCACUGGGGGCUGGAAGCAACAGCGGAGGGAGGGACGAUGAUCCAACAGCAGUGACAUCAACUUUGCCAACUUAUUUCUAUGCAGUGGGAGACUUCCAGGUGGGCGGGAGGUGUAAAUGCAAUGGACACGGCUCACGCUGUGUGAAAGAUAAAGAAGGCAAACUGGUGUGUGACUGCAAGCACAACACAGAGGGACCUGAAUGCGACCGCUGUAAGCCCUUCCACUACGACCGGCCAUGGCAGAGGGCCAACGCCCGCGAGGCCAAUGAGUGUCUACCAUGCAACUGUAACCUCCACGCCCGCCGCUGUCGAUUCAACAUGGAGUUGUAUAAGCUGUCAGGGAGGAAGAGUGGAGGGGUCUGCAUGAACUGCCGCCAUAACACCGCAGGCCGCCACUGCCAUUACUGCAAGGAGGGCUUUUACAGAGACUUGGCCAGACCUAUCACUCACCGACGAGCCUGCAAGGCCUGUGACUGCCACCCUGUGGGUGCCGCUGGCAAGACGUGCAACCAGACCACGGGCCAGUGCCCCUGCAAGGACGGUGUCACCGGCAUCACCUGCAACCGCUGUGCUAAGGGCUACCAGCAGAGCCGCUCACCUGUGGCUCCGUGCAUCAAAAUCCCCGUGGUCAACCCUACAGCUGUGGUGAGCAGCACAGAGGAACCAGCAGACUGUGAGACCUAUUGUAAACCAGUGAAGGGCAAUCUGAAGAUCAACAUGAAGAAAUAUUGCAAGAAGGAUUAUGCUGUCCAAGUGAAUGUGCUCGACAUGGAGACCGUGGGGGACUGGGCCAAAUUCUCAGUGAAUGUGGUGUCGGUGUACAAGAGUCGUGGCGAGCCCUUAAAGCGAGGAGACAACAUCCUGUGGGUGCACAUGAAAGACCUCGCCUGCAAAUGUCCCAAAAUCCAGAUGAGCAAACGCUUCUUGGUGAUGGGCGGCAGUGACGGCGGAACAGGCCCAGGAGUGGGUCCAGGUGUUGGACCUGGCGCUGGUGCAGCCAGUCCAGGUGCAGAGCGUGUGGGCCUUGUGGCUGAUAAGAACAGCCUGGUGAUCCAGUGGAGGGACGUUUGGACGAGACGCUUGAGGAAGUUCCAGCGCAAAGAGAAGAAGGGAAAGUGCAGCAAAGCGUGAUGGGAAAGCAGUUGAUCCCUACCUCUCCCUCCAUCAUAAACCUUUACCACCCCCCGAACCCCUUCUUUUCCCAUUUGAAUCCUCUGUUUCCACCAUCAUGGGAACUCUGCACAUUAGAAAGACUGCAUGUACCCUACCUGAUUUAAGGACCACGUUUUGUGUAUAUUGUAUAAUUAUUUUCCUUCUUAUUUUUCAAGUAUUGACUUUGUAAUGUCUUUUUUGACAAUUGGUUUGCCUUAAAAAGGGACCAUUAAAAAGGGUAUGAAGUGUAAAAGCAAACGCCAUUCCCUCUGCGACGACAGCGGAAAUGUCCACUCGUCCACCAUCUCCAAUCCCCUGACCCUCCGCUUCCUCUUCCUCCUGUCAUACUGACUGUCUCCUGCCACUUUGUUUGACACAUAAUGUAAGCGCUCACACUUCACAUGCAUCUCUGAGGAUUUUAUUCGACAGUGUUUGCAACUUCGGAGACUGGCUGGUUUCAACAAAAGACAAGCUGCAUCUCCUCAGCUAGGCCUCAUCGCGUUUCACUUUUGAAACAAACACAGCUUGGAUCAGAAUCACCUGACAAGCUUUCAACAUUUGCUGUUAAAAUGUUCUGUGCUGUUCACAAAUGGGCCUACUUGUUCCAGGUCUCUGCAGUAACUUCUACAGACUGUUACUUUAAAACUGUUGUCCCGUGUGGAACCAAGGGCUCCCUUUGCAGGGACAUUUUCCACAGCAAACCUCAGUCUCACCACCACUGCUGCUGCCACCAAACAUCCCUCACAGAAUAAACUGCUCAUGUAGGCCGUUAUAUCUGCAACGUUUUGAUGCCACUGCUCAUAUUACAGUUUGUAUUCGUCAAGUGUUUUAUCACAUCCAUCCAUAUCCUUAUUUGAGAUAUAUCUUGUUUUAUCUUAAGCAGGAUAAACCCUGUUAGCAUCAUGAGUCACAUUCCAGCCCUCCGGGGUUGUGCCUCUUCACCACCAGUCCCUCUCACCAGUGGUUUGUAAAGUCAUGCAUCACCAUCAUGACUCUUUGCUUGUCACAUUUUAUGGAAGACAGAUUAAGCGUUGUGGACAAAUGGCUGGAACUUCAGAACAAUACCAAUAUUUCCAAGGAGACAUUUCGCUUUAUGGAUAAUGUCUCCGCCCUCUAGAUGUUGCUGUGUGGCCAAUGUCGUGACUUUGUAUUUAAAUGUCUGAACAUUUUCCUGAUGUGUCCAGUGACUGGCAGGCUUUUGUUUGCCAAAAUAAGAAACUGAAACAAGAGUUCCUUUUCAUGCAGUAAAAAGAAAACCAAGGCGGAUAAACAACAUAGUUGUGUUUUUCUCGAGCAUAUUUUGACAAAAUGAAUGAGGCUGGAAAGUUUUUAGUGCUCACUGAUUGUAUUCUGACAUGAGAGGAUCAUAUAACAUUCCUCAUGUGCUUUGUUAUGUUUGCAUGUUUGUGGGUUUUUACUGGUCCAUCAAAACCUGACAGUGAGCAGACUAAGACCUUAAAACCAAUAUGAGCAUUGAGAUCCAAAGGAAAACCUCCCAAAUCAUCUUCCCCCCACUUGCCUACCCUAACACAGUCCUUGUCAUCCUUUGCCAAAUAAGCAUAGUCAGUUUUUGAAUUCAAUUAAGACACUAUGGAAGUCAAGACCAACUGAAACCACAGAGAGACCCGUCUGGUUGCUCUCAACCUUUUUAUCUGCCUGUUGCUGUUAUUUCAUUUUGUAAAGCACAUUACAAUUUAUUUAAAUAGAGUACAAGAUAAACACAGAGUUUUGAGGGGCGUAUCAAGCCAGCGUAGAAGUGAGUGUGCCGGCAGGCAUGUCAAGCUAGUUUGUGGUUAUGCUCCUCUGGCUGCGGUGGUAUGUUUGGUUUGUCAUCCAUCCAAAAAUGUCUCUCUUCUGCACUCUUCUCUGUCAGCCACCUCCUCAAACGUUCUCUUUAACCCUUUGUGCAUGUUGUGUAUUCAGUGUUUUAGAUAAGUGGCAGCUCAGAACGAGGCUGCCAGAACUCUUCAGUGGUGUACUGUACUGCACUGUACUUCUUGUUUUCCCAUCUUCCCAGAAUGUAUGUCAAACUGUGAAGAACACACUCAUGCAGGUGUAUGGUCUGAAUGUUUUUGUAAAAUACUGUCACCAAGCUUAAGAAUGUGGACAUCAUGACAUCUGCUGAUGUUAUAAACUAUGAACAGGUUUAGAUGUUGUUGACAGACUGAUGAUAUUCAUGUUUUUUUGUCCAAUAUUGACACUUUUAUAAUCUAAUCCAAAAACAACCAUGUAACCAAAAUGAGUUAUCACCCACUGUGAUUUCUGGUGUGAACACAACCUUUUUUGAUACGUCAAAAUUCCCACGGUUGGAAUACCACAAAAAUGCAGAACCAAAUAGUCAAUCAUUUGUGCGUUGGCUGUAUUAUCCGGCCUGUCAGACAGGUGGUGUGACAGUAGCACCAGUGUCCUUGUCAUGGUAUGUAUAGUGUGCCACAUUAUGAUAGAUAAGUCUGAGGCCUCAUCGGUGCUCAACACUCUUUAGGGUGUCACUGCAGUGUCCUUGAAUCUGGACUUUCAUGGAACGCACAAACUUCCUCUUUUCUUACUAUUGGCUUGGUUUUCCUUUGGUGCCCACCCUGAAUGUUUGAAUGAAGAUAAGAAGUGAGCCAGAUGUUGUUCUGGGGGUGGAGGUGUAGUCUUGUGAAAGCUCUUUAGUGAGCCUCAUAGGGAGAGCCGCCCUGUUGUUUUACCUUGCUUUGCCCAGCCACCUCCUUUUGUAGAAUUUAUAGCAUUCACAGGUGUGUGUGUGUGUGUGUGUGUGUGUGUGUGUGUGUGUGUGUGUGUGUGUUUGUCUAAUUAACCCUACCCAAGUAAACAAGUGAUAUGCACAUGAACUCAGCAUGCAGAGAGGGGAGAUCACUCCUAUUUGAAGGCAGCCUUUUUUUUCUUGCCACUCUUUAUGGUUUGUAUUACGAAAGAUAAAGAACUGCCAUCCACACCAUCCUGGCCUGUUUAUUUUUUUGUAUGUUUCACUUUCAUCAUGCCGUCUUUGCAUCCUGUUCAUUAAGUCUUGACCCAUUUUUUUAUUGUUGUAAAUAUGUACUGAACUGCCUCUGCCAAUCAUGACUUGGCCCUGGAUGAGUCACGUGUAUGGAUGUACAAACCAGAUGAUGUUGUAUGGAUGUAGAAACCAGAAACAUAUGCUUUUGUGAUCACCACAAGAAGAUGUGGUUCAAAUAUUACACAGAAUGUAGUCCUUUUAGGAUUUAUGUUGUUUCCAGAAAACUACCGCCCAAUUACAAAUGACUGAGGAGAAUCGAGUGAAAAAUGUGACAGGACCCUUUCCAACAGGAGGAACCAACACAAAAAUCCCACCCACCAAUUUUUCUUUGAAUGUCCUGAGAAUUAUCUUUCACUUACUUUCACAGAAAUAGUCAUCCAGCCUUCCUUUUGGAACAAAGGGAUUCUUCCCUCAUUUCAGCCCAGCCCUUCAUUUCUGUUAUAUCAACGUUUUCCUUGUACAUUUUCCUCCGAGGCAAUGAACCACUGACUUUUUAAUCUAAAUGACAAAAAAAUAAAUUAUUAGUUAAUGA